CUGGAUCUCAAAAUGGCGACUACUAACAGUGAGAUGCCGGAUUAUGACAAAAAGGGAGAUUCUGAAGAUGUUAAAGUGAAAAUAAUUUGCCUUGGUGACAGCGCAGUUGGAAAGUCUAAGUUGGUUGAGCGUUUCCUGAUGGAUGGAUACAAACCACAGCAGCUGUCAACAUAUGCUUUAACUUUGUUCAACCAUAAAACUGAGCUGAACGGAAAAACAGUUUCUGUCGAUUUCUGGGACACAGCAGGACAAGAGAGGUUCAACAACAUGCAUCCCUCGUACUACCACCAGGCCCAUGCUUGUGUUAUGGUGUUUGACACCACGAGGAAAGUGACGUACAAGAAUCUCCCCAACUGGUUGAAGGAGCUGAGGGAAUACAGGCCUGAAAUACCCUGCCUGUGUGUCGGCAACAAGAUUGAUGUUGACAACAGUGUCACGCAGAAAGGUUUCAACUUUGCCAAGAAACACAACAUGCCCUUCUACUUUGUGUCGGCGUCUGAUGGAACCAAUGUCGUCAAGUUGUUCAAGGAUGCGGUACGUGCUGCUGUGGACUAUAAAAAUAACUCAACAGAUUUCAUGGAUGAAGUGAUGCGAGAACUAGAGUACUUCGAACUGGAGAGUGGCAAGAGUAAAGAGGACAAGGAUGACAAGUCGGACAGCGGACUAGACACAGACAAGGAGGACAGCAAGAAGGCGUCUUGAGAUUGGCUGGACUUAGAACACAAUGAAUAUUUUAUGCAUCAUAUAUUCUCAGGCAAACUGCUUCACACACCACGAACACUGGCAGGGACAUAGAGGGAGAGGGGAUGUGACUGCUGCUUGCUGGGCUACCACCCACCUUUCAUUACUUCUGGAAGCUUGGCUAGGGGCACAGUAAUUACACCUUCAGUAACAGAUAUAAGGUAGCAGUAAAUAGCUACACAUCACCCAAAUAGGUCACCUCAUGAGGGUUUUUAAAAGAUGAAGGCAAGUGUCCAGAGUAAAUCUGUGCUGGGAUGAGUUUGUUCUGGUAGGAAUCAUGGUGAUGUUCAGGUUUAUUACAUUAUGUUGUCGGGGAUAAUUGAGGAAUGAUCAAUGGUGGCUGCGAAGAAUGGGUCAAACUGAACAAUGUGACAAGCACUUUGAUAACUUGUAGGCUGUUAAUGCCACUAACUCCUGAUGUUUCCCAGAGAUGAAAAUGAAUGCCAUAUUUGAAUUGUUCCUCAUGGUAUGCCUCCAGAUAUAAAUGUGUUCAAGUUUUAGUAUGUUUGGCACAUUGACCAUGGCCCAGCGUGAUUAAUCAGAACGGUAGUAGUGAAGAUAUGACCUCACAGUAUAUUGGGCAUUGUAUGAUUUGAAUGUUGGGUAUUUGUGAUCAAGGUAAAUGCUGUGAUAGGAAUAUGUUGGUCUGUUUUGUCCAUGAAGUUGUGUAUUAUUUUGUAAAGUACCUACCAGGUAAGAAACAUGAACCGUUGAAGCUCAUCACACCCAGAAUAUCUCUAUAGUCUUUGGAUUUUGUCUGCACAAAGACUGUUCCACAUUGAGGCUACCAUAAGUGCAUCUGAUCAUUUCAGUGAUAAUCCCAGUUUAAUCUUUUUCUUUCUAGUCAGUUCAGAUGCAGUGUAUGCCUUUCAAACACCAGUCAUACUGUACAGUGUAUUUACAUCAAACACUAGCCAUACUGUACAGAGUAUGUACAUCAAACACCAGCCAUACUGUACAGAGUAUGUACAUCAAACACCAGCCAUACUGUACGGUGUAUGUACAUCAAACACUAGCCCUACUAUACAAUGUAUGUACAUCAAACACUAGCCAUACUGUACAGUAUAUCUACAUCAAACACCAGCCAUACUGUACAAUGUAUGUACAUCAGACACUAGCCAUACUGUACAGUGUAUGCACAUCAAACACUAGCCAUACUGUACAGUGUAUGUAGUACUAUGUACAUCAAACACUAGCCCUACUAUACAAUGUAUGUACAUCAAACACAAGCCAUACUGUACAGUAUAUCUACAUCAAACACCAGCCAUACUGUACAAUGUAUGUACAUCAGACACUAGCCAUACUGUACGGUGUAUGUACAUCAGACACUAGCCAUACUGUACAGUGUAUGUACAUCAAACACUAGCCAUACUGUACAGUAUAUCUACAUCAAACACCAGCCAUACUGUACAAUGUAUGUACAUCAGACACUAGCCAUACUGUACAGUGUAUGUACAUCAAACACUAGCCAUACUGUACAGUAUAUCUACAUCAAACACCAGCCCUACUGUACAUUGUAUGCACAUCAAACACUAGCCAUACUGUACAGUGUAUGUACAUCAAACACUAGCCAUACUGUACAGUAUAUCUACAUCAAACACCAGCCAUACUGUACAAUGUAUGUACAUCAGACACUAGCCAUACUGUACGGUGUAUGUACAUCAGACACUAGCCAUACUGUACGGUGUAUGCACUUCAAACUCUAGCCAUAUAUAUGCUAACAGCGACACAUGCCAUGGCCAGACAUCUAAUGUCUGCUAUGUGAUCUUUCAGCCGUGAAUGUGAUGUGUGACUAUUUGUAAAUGUUCCUCAUGAAUCUUCAGGGUCCAGUGAAACACUUUUUCCGUCCAUGUAUGUUCAGAAGUUUUUGUAGCAUAUUUGUCGUGAAUGUUAAACAUGUAAGCAAGAUGUUUGUCCACUGAUGAAUGUUUGUCCACUACUAUUAUAGUGAACUGCACGAUUUAACUUGCUCAACUUGCCACCGCACACAGCACUGUUUUUGUCCUAGUUUUACUGCAGCUGUCAUGAGUUUCCUUUCAAAGGGAUCUCUUACAGGAUAGCCCUAAGUAUAUUUAGGAAAUAAACAUUUUGUGUUUUCAAAGUACAGCUAGGUUACCUGUAGAUUGUACCCCCUAAAUUGAAUCUCAAAUUUCUCAUUCCAAAUGUUAAUUCAGCGCAGUAUGUUUAUAUCCAUUCUACAACGACUAAAUGAAACGCUAACUCUUUGGUGUUAGCAAAUAUUUUGAGUUAGGCAGCAUGGGUUGAGUCCAGUGUUUUGAGUAAGUGACAACAGCCUUUAAACAAAAUAUGGCGCUCCAAAUGCUCAAGCAGUUUGUUAACGCUGUAAUACUUCACUCGAACUUAUGGCAGGUACUGAGAGCUUGUAGCACGGCAAUUUGGUAAGCAGCAUGAGGUGGGCACUGCUAAAGAAAACCAAGCAAGCCUUGCAAAGGUUUCGUUCUACGCCGCACAUCACUAUUAUGACGUCAUAUUGCUCAUUGUGAAGCAAAAGAUAUGGUAUAUGGAAAAUAGCCAAAUAGCAAACUCUGUUGUCCUCAAAACUUGAAAUACAUUUUCUUUGUAGAUUUCUAUCUUGUUUUCUGCACAAUAUGUAUUGCCACACAUCCUUUUAAUAUUGUAGUAACCUCUACUUUGCAUUUUGUAGCCUAUAAUGGUACAUAAAAGUAUUUAAAUAUGUCUACUGACAGUGACUGUAAAGACAGUCCUAUUCUAAAAGUAUUAGCUUCCGAGGUGAUGUGGCCAUCAAAUCAGCUGUUUAUUGUGAUUUGACCAAUCAGAAUCAAGUGUAAAUUCAUGGUACACUGAUGAUAUAGCCCCACAGAGAUUCAAGGUUAGAAUUGGUUCCCAAUAGUCCAUGUUUGCCAUAAGAUUCAACUAAAAUAGUUGAUAAAGCUUGGUGACUUGAAUGAUUGCAUGCGGUCAUACCCAGACAUUGCCCAAAAUGUCAACCACUAGGUUGUGUGGGCAAGACUGGAUUAUUUAUAUACGUAUAGCUGUAAUAUUGCUGAGAACAGUGUUAAAGUGCAAACAAUUAUAAUGAUUAGGUUGUUUGGUACUUUCAGCAUAUAUUUAGUUUUUUCUGUAAUAUGAAUAAAUAAUGAAGGUUUGUUAAUUGUCAGUUUAUCCUUGAAUAUCCUGGGAAGUCUGGUCGUGCAGUGGCCAGAUAUUUAUGUUGUAUUUAUCACCUAUGAUGUGUUGAUAAAAAGUAUUAUACUUUUUGUAAACAAUUGCAGAUAUUCCCGGUAUGUCAGAAAUGAAGCUGUUCAUGUUUGAUUAAUGUGAUUACCUUUGGUGAUGACUUGUAUCUGUAAUUUAGUGCCAAUAAUAUUACGCGAUAUUCACUUAAACUGAAAAUUUAAGUUUGUACUGAGAGAUAGAACCUUCAUUUUGUAUUUUAAUGAUAAUAUUCCAAUGUCAUAGUCACUAUUUUUAUAUGUCUUGCUUAUCUUCUUUCAUUUUUCUCUCUUCUCAUUAACAACGCUCACAGGAAAUAUAUCAUUGUACUUCGAUUUAGUUAUUAUGACUAAGAUCUGCAAGGUCACUGAGGAAGUAUUUUCAGAUACAGUAUUCAUACACCAUGGUUGCAGUGGGUCCGCUUCUCAAAGUCAAACCUGGUGACGGCAUGAUGGCGGUGCUAGAGUUUUGUCUUGGUCUUAGUAGCUUUAUACAUCCCUUGCUUCCAUCCGUGUACCAGUCAAACUCACAAUACCACACAGAUGCUUGUCUGACCACAUAUAGAACAGGUGUAUUGAGGUAAUGGUAGCACGUACCCGCUACUCCUCUGAGUUUGUUUUAGGAAUCUAAUUUCAGAAAACCACAAUAGGUGUGCUUCAUUUUGGAAUAUUGGCUAAGAUAAUCUUAAGAAGGAAUGUCAACUGGUCUGUUGUGAUAAAAAAUUUGAGAGGAUGAUAAUCAGUUAAUUGAAAUCAAGGUUUGUUUUUGUCAACUGAGUGUAUGAUCUGAAUGUUUAAUGGAUGAAUUGCUGCUAUGACACACAUAUAUAUAACAUAUAUGUGCUGGAUGUGUAUGGAGUUUAUGUAAAUAAUUAAUGGAUGUGACGUUGUCCCUGAUUAUUAUUCCUCUUUGCUGAUCAACAUGGCAAAGUUUGGAUACCGUAUUUGACAUAAUAAGCGCCCAGGGCGCUCUCAAAAUUAGAAAUAGGGGGCUCUUUUUAGUAUAUUAUUUUGGUGAAAAACAACAGUUGAAAGAUCGUAGAUUUCGCUAACAGCUUGAAAUGUCUACAUACGACAGAUAUAUUUUUCCAGAAUUUAAUUUUCCAUAAUAAAGAAUGUAUAUAACACAUGUAUUAUACACGAAUAAAUAAGUCUGGUGGACAUUGAUCAAUCAGAAGGGGUGCUAACUGGGAUUGUCCACUAGCCAAUAUAUGGGCAAGUAUUGCCGUGGGCGCUUAUUACGCCGAAUACGGUAAUAGGAUCAGGUUGUUUGUGCCAACAGUAGUCUGCUGUAUGCUAAGCUUAGGAAGUAGUAGUAGUGGUAGUAUCUGUCAUAGUUCUACCAGUAAUGAUUGUUUGGUCAUAUGGUUUUGCCAUUUUUAUUACAAAAACAGGAUUUGCAUGUACAUUGUUUAGUUAGGUCAUAUCAGUAUUGAUCUUUUUUGACUCAUCAUUAAGUUUGAACUGUUGCACGAAGUUUAUUAUAUUCUAUUUAGGAUGACAUUUUCUCUUAAGAUACAUUCAGUAAAAAGGAAUGUCUCACAUGACAAUAUUUAAUUUACUUAAUGCCAUGUUCCGAUAAGCUUAUAUUCUGUUGUCAGUUUGAUGUGGCUUUAGCAUGUCUCAUGAUAUCUCAUUUGUGCUGAGCAGCAGGACUAAUUGGUUCCUAAUAACAAGGGGCAGUCGGGUAGCCUAGUGGUUAAAGCGUUUGCUCGUCACGCCGAAGACCCGGGUUCGAUCCCCGACAUGGGUACAAUGUGUGAAGCCCAUUUCUGGUGUCCCCCGCCGUGAUAUUGCUGGAAUAUUGCUAAAAGCGGCGUAAUACCAAACAAACACACUCACACUCCUAACAACAAAACUUAAAGUGGUAUUUUGAAAUUGAUCAAAUAAACACACAUUUGACAUUUUGGAACAAUCAUGACAAUGAGCUGCUAAUGGGAACGUUUGUAUGUCCUCUUUAGUCAAAACAAGUGACACCCCAAUCGAGGGAACAUUGCUUUGAACAGUAGUGUAACUAUGCCUAUUUCUCCAUGUUACCAUAGUGCUGUGACUUUUGUAAUUAUCAUUUUUACACAAACUUUGAAUAGUCCUAGGACUUCAGGAAGGACCCUAGGGGCGGUCGGGUAGCCUUGUGGUUAAAGCAUUCACUCGUCACGCCGAAGACCCAGGUUCGAUUCCCGACAUGGGAACAAUGUGUGAAGGCCAUUUCUGAUGUCCCCCGCCGUGAUAUUGCUGGAAUAUUGCUAAAAGCGGCUUAAAAAACCAUACUCACUCACUCAGGUAGGAAGGACCCCUAUAGUGGCUCAGAAAGUGUCUAACAUUAAAUGUUUAGCAUAAACUAAUCAAACAGGAAUUCAGGGUUAUUAUUUUGCAGAAAAAGACUGCCAUUUCUCCAUUAUCCUAACUCUAAUAACAUGUGAAAUUGUUGUUUCUGUAUUAGCAGGUUCUAAUAUGCUUUGACAAACAUGUCAGUAGUUUAGUGUUAGUGUGUGAUCUUCUAUAGCACAUAAGCAACGCCAUUGCCUGCAUGUUGUGACAUGACUAAGUUAAUGAAAUGUCAGAUCUAGCAUGACUUGAAGUGUGUAGACUGGACAACCGAUGGACAUAGUGUCCAGAUAUAGGCCAAGACCCUCGAUGUGAGCAGCCCCACGACUAUCAUAACACCUAUGCUUUAAUAUAGACCUGUGGUAGUUGUAUCCAUGCAACUGUUGAAACUUGUAUAUUUUAAUAUGAACUCCUUUUCUUAAUAUUGAUUGUGAUAGUCAUGUGGCUGAUUUGGGUUGUGGAACAGGGCCCACAUGUUUUCACUAGAUUGUAGCAGUGACUGUAAGAUAAAGCUUUAUUUAUUUACAUUUUCACCUGUUGACUGUACCAAGUACAUGUACAUUAUUGAAGUUAUUAACAAUAAAUUGAAUUGACAUAU
Messenger RNA from Haliotis rufescens (red abalone), 6858 nucleotides. RefSeq names its product rab-like protein 2A. The record is from RefSeq and is a predicted model, not a curated record. The transcript is spliced from 8 exons. Lineage: Eukaryota; Metazoa; Mollusca; Gastropoda; Lepetellida; Haliotidae. Gene Ontology annotation, cellular component: Golgi apparatus; endosome. Gene Ontology annotation, molecular function: GTPase activity; GTP binding. The coding region runs from base 13 to 702 and encodes 229 amino acids.